AGCCCAAAGGAGUUCCGAACGACCGAUGUCUGCAAUGAAAUCAACAAGCAGUGCUCUUUCAAAGAUAUUUCUGAGAACUUUUCUAGAAAAUUAUAAGCAAAAUGCAUUGCCAACAUGCUACAGAUGUCUUUCAUCAGCUGCGCCAAACUCCAAACAAUCAUGGACUGAUAAAUACAAGACGAAAAAGAAAAAAAUACGAGAAAAAAGUGAACAUGUGACAGUUAACCAACAUGCAGUGUUUGCAAACAAUGAGACAUCAUUAAAACACAUCAAAGUUUAUGGUUUUGACUACGAUUACACAUUAGCUUCUUACAAACAAGAAUUACACAGUUUGAUCUUCCGUCUGGGAAAAGAUGCAUUAGUUCACAAGUAUAAGUACCCUAAAGAUAUACUCAAAUUUGAGUACAGUGCAGAGUUUGCUGUACGUGGUCUCCACUAUGACAUUCGCAAGGGUCUACUGAUGAAAUUAGAUUCAUUUCAUAACAUACAGCUUGGAACAGUUUACAGGGGAAUGCAAAAGGUCUCAGAUGAGGAAGUAAUAAAACUUUAUGAUGGAACCCACGUGGCACUAGAAUCUAUGAACACAUUCUAUGGACUGGGUCCAAUGUACCAGCUUGUUGACCUGUUUGCACCCCCUGAAAUGACGUUAUUAACCGAAGUCAUUGAGUAUUUCAGAGAGAACGACAUUCAGUAUGAUCCAGAAUAUGUCUUCUAUGACGUUAGGGGUGCUGUCCAAGGGAUCCAUUCCAAUGGAUUGCUACAUAACAGUAUUUUAACCAAUUUAGAAAAAUAUUUAGAAAAGGGACCUAAAGUGAUGUCUCUUCUUGAAAAUUUGAUGAAGUCUGAUAAGAAACUGUUUCUGAUAACUAACAGUGGAUUCCCUUUUGUAGAUGCAGGCAUGACUUACAUGAUGGGAAAUGACUGGAGAGAUCUGUUUGAAGUUAUUAUCUGCAAUGCAAGAAAACCAAAAUUCUUCAAUGAAGCUUCAAGGCCAUUUAGAAUUUAUGAUCCUUCACUUGAAAAUGUGUCAUGGGACAGAGUAAAUACUCUCAUAAAAGGCAAGGUUUAUCAAGAGGGCAAUUUCUUCCAACUAAGACAGAUGACAGGCUGGUAUGGAUCUAAAGUUUUAUAUUUUGGUGACCAUGUUUACAGUGAUUUAGCAGAUCCAUCCUUAAAGUAUGGCUGGAGAACCGGUGCAAUUAUUCCUGAAUUAGAGACAGAAAUAGAAAAGUCCAAUACUUUGAAGUUCCAGGUAGCUGUCCAUUGGUUGUGUUGUUUACAGGAUCUGAUAGAAGAAUCUCAGGAGGAUAGAGACCCCAGUGUUACAAUACUCAGAAAUGAGUGGUUAAAAGAAAGAGAUGAGUUAAGAGAUUACACUAAAUCCUUGUUCAAUCCACAUUUUGGAAGUAUUUUUAGGACAUAUCACAAUCCAACAUACUUCAGUCGACGUUUGGCAAGAUUUGCAGACAUAUAUAUGUCAGACAUUACAGAUUUACUUGAAUACUCUACAUGUCAUACCUUCUACCCAAGGAGAAUGGCACUACCUCAUGAACAUCCUCCGUAUGCUGAUUAGUAAUAAAACCUUAGAUGAUAUAAUCUACUGUGAUAGAAUAGUAUUACACUAUAGACAUGGGGGGAGCUUAGUGUUACACUAUAAACAUGUGUGGUAAUACAUAGCUUAGUGUUACAGUAUAGAAAUGUGUGGUAAAAUGUUAUAACAUGUAGAAUAAUAUUUAUAUAAACUGUGUUGUGAUGUGCCAUUGUUAUGGUUUAUGCUGGUUAGUACAAUUUUUCAAUGCUGUAAUUGCAAUUAUUAUUUGAUGAGCUCAGGGUUUAAUUUUAAGCAUUUUCCUUUUUCUUUUAGAUGUACUAUGACUUGAGUGUUCAGAUAUGGUUUAAGAAUUUAUGGAUAUCUUAGGGUUAGGAUUUUGAGUUAAGGAUGACAUGGGAAUAUUUCAACUGUCUAGGGUUUUUUAGGGUCUUUUUUGUAGCACGACAUAUUUUGUAGUAACAUUCCAGCAGCUUGUGCAUAUGGAGUAUGUUGAUACACUAUUCCAGAGUUUGCAUUUUUAAUAGAGGGUUGCUGCUUACAAGGAAAGCUACUUAACCAAGGGGACAAAGUUGAAGCCAUCCCUUUCAAAGUUAAAGGAAUGCCAUCAGGAGUUGUUGGACUAUUAUGGAAUAUUUGUGCCAUGGAUAUGUUCCAAUUGUCGUAACCACAGUUUGUGACAACACCUGAUAAUACUCAUCCAACAUCUGUACAGGAAAUCCUACUGGAGCAGGAUCAAUUUACCAGAGCACCUGAAAUUAUCCCAUUGUUUAGGUGUCUUUAUUGCUCGUUCCUUUAAAAGUGUUUUGUGAACUUUGUUUUUUGAUAUGGUGUUGCCAGUAUUUCUCUAGUUAUAGGCUUUUAAAAAUGUCCCCUUGGAGUAUUUUUUUAUAUUGUAGUUAAAGAAAACCCUGCAUUGUAAGAACUUUUUUUGUACAGCACUUUUGUUUGUAUCUGGUUAUGCCUAUUGCUAAACAUUUCAUGUAUAACAUUUUCCAACUUUUAUAAAUACACUUUCAAUGUAUAAUUGGUGAUUUUUUCAAUACCUCUAAGGUUUUAUGUAUUAUACAAUGUACAAAUUAUUCAAUCUUUUCCAUUACACUGCCAAUUUUGUACUAUGUAAUAUUUUACUUUAUUCGUGUAUCAGUAUUUGUUUGUUUACAGUUCAGAAACAUAUUUCCCUGAAAGCAUAAAUAGUUAAAAGAUAAUUCAUCUUAUGUCCAUGUUUUAAGGGUAUAUAUGUAUAAAAUAGUUUGCCAUUUUUUACAAUCUUCCUAAAAUUCAAUCCUUUAUUUGUUCCUGAUCUGACAGGAUGGGUGACAUAUCAGAAUGGUAGAAAUUAAAGGAUUUGAUUUUGAUUUUUUUUAUAAUGUAAAUUAAAUAUUCUUGGUGGUAAUGCAUCUGCUCAUAAUUAACUUCUCUAAACCUACAAAAACUUUCCAGGUCGAAUAUGUUAAGUUACCAGACGAUAUCAUUACAUAUAUAUGAAACUUGAUUUUAAGGAUUGAAAAAUUUACAUGUUUUACAACUUCAGGGGGAAAUUAUUGACUCUUUAUCAUAUGGUGUCUAUUCAAAUAAAAUUUGUUUUUCUCAUGAUCUAUUUAUGUUCAAGUUUUUAUUUUUUACAUAAAUUUACUAGUUUAGAUAUUUCCAUCCUUGAUGCAUUAUUUUUCAAAAAUUCAAAUGCAAUAAAAUAUAUACAAUGUACCUUUUUUGAUAUAUGAUUUCACAUGUUUUAUAUUGGUUUUAUGAAUUUUUAAACUUUGGGAAUGAUAGGGCAUACAUUAUAUUGUGCUUUACAUGCACGUUUAUUAAACAAUUGUUGUUUUUGAUGUUGUUUGUUAAAAUUAAAAGUAUCAAAAAGAU
Mytilus trossulus (common blue mussel) is the source of this 3415-nucleotide messenger RNA. RefSeq names its product 5'-nucleotidase domain-containing protein 3-like. Gene Ontology annotation, molecular function: 5'-nucleotidase activity. Bases 26 to 1573 code for a protein of 515 amino acids. NCBI's taxonomy places the organism in Eukaryota, Metazoa, Mollusca, Bivalvia, Mytilida, Mytilidae. The transcript has 16 exons. The record is from RefSeq and is a predicted model, not a curated record.